Molecule: messenger RNA, 891 nt
Organism: Colletotrichum abscissum
Lineage: Eukaryota; Fungi; Ascomycota; Sordariomycetes; Glomerellales; Glomerellaceae
Exons: 1
Coding region: 1-891 (296 amino acids)
Cellular component (GO): nucleus; cytoplasm; cytosol
Molecular function (GO): arginase activity; manganese ion binding
Source: RefSeq, a predicted model, not a curated record
AUGUUCUACACCUCAGUCACUAUCGUCGUCUCGCCAUACCACGUCGGCAUCCCCAACCACCGCGUCGGCACCGGCCCCAACCGCAUCCUCUCCCAUGGCCUAGCCGACGAACUCGAAUCCCUAGCCCCAAUCCGCUUCGUCAACAUCGGUCCCGUAGACGACUUUGAAGGCGAGAUCGGCCGCACAUUUGAACUCCUCCGCCGCAUAUCCACCGCUGUCUCGGAGGCCGUAGCCGCACACUCUUUCCCGCUUGUCCUCUCGGGGAACUGCUACGCCAGCACCGCCGUGGCAGCAGGUCUUAACGCUUCCGUUCCGGGCUUGAACCUGCUGUGGAUAGACGCACACGAUGACCUGGAUACACCGUCAACAAACGAGAAUGGGUACCUUGAUGCAAUGGCGCUGUCCAUGGCGGCUGGGAUGAGCUGGCAUAAGCUGAUGGAAUCCGUGCCGGGGCAUAAACCCUUGAGUCUUGAUCGAGUGGCGUAUUGCGGCCUGAGGGACGUGUCUGAGCUGCAGAGGAAGACAGUGACGGAGGCUGGGGUGGAUGUUAUCUGGGGUGACGAGAAGAGCAAAGUCGAUUUCGCAAAGGAACUGGGGGUGUUGUUGGAGCGGAGGAGGUUCGAGAAGACGCAUAUUCAUCUCGAUCUCGAUGUUUUGGAUGAGUCGUUCGGGAGGGUGAAUGAGUUCCCUUCUUCGGGGGGGUUGGAUGAGCAAGAUUUGAUAGGGUGCUUAGAGACGAUUCCGACGAAGACGAGUCCGACGUCUUUGGUCGUGUGUUCUUUCAAUGCAGAGUUAGAGGGGGGCGAUACAGUGGCUAGACUUGCAGUGAGGGGCAUUGUGCGCUUUGUUGAGGGGCUCAUCCAGGCCGAGGUCCUGAAAGCAGCUUCAUGA